Molecule: messenger RNA, 837 nt
Organism: Neurospora tetraspora
Lineage: Eukaryota; Fungi; Ascomycota; Sordariomycetes; Sordariales; Sordariaceae
Exons: 2
Coding region: 129-698 (189 amino acids)
Source: RefSeq, a predicted model, not a curated record
CAACAGGCGCACCCAGAAACAAGCUUUGGUGGCCUAAUAUUUGGACCACACCUUGAUCCUCGAGGAGACUCGAAACUCCCACACAAGUUACAGAGGAGCCGGCCUCCAGUCCCGCACAACCUUCGACAAUGCAACCACGCCUCGUUCUUCGUUUCACUCUGGGCCUUGUCCUCGGCACCUCCAUCGCCAUCACCAUACCGCGAGCAGAGAAUGGAACUCUCCAACAACGCACGACAAUCUACUUCCCCGGUCCUAUUCCUGGCCGUAGCGAUGCCCGAGCCGUCCAUGACGUGCAAGUCCCCGCUGAGCUGGCCUCACGCUCCUCCUCCGACGCCACAACCACGGCCCUGCUGGUCCGCGGUGAUGAAAACGGGGAUAACAGCAGCAACAACGGGAAGGGCGCCUCAAAGAGGUCUGCUUCAGCGGUAGAGGCAACACCUGGCACGAAAAGUGACAAAAGUGAUCCUAAAGAGGUAGCGGAGGCGGUAACCAAAGAUACCUUCGCUCUCAUUGGAAAGAUCGCACUAGGAGUUCUUAUCCCUGUAAUAAUCUGUGUUGUUGUGGUUGUCUGGUACAAGCACCACAAGAAAGGAGUAAAGAAGGAGCUAGAGAAUUUGAAAAGUAUGAGGCAGAAGGGUUGGUAUGGGAGCGACGGGUCGUUCACGACAUCGAAGUACCGAAGCAGAAGAAUGGUGUGAAAUAGCCGCGGCUCAGGGACUCAGGCUGGGGCGGCGAUUGGGGUUGAUCAUUGCUGUUCUUUGGUUAAUCCACCAGAUAUAUCGUGGUUGGUCGGAUAUAGCGAGCUGUUAGGUAGAGCUCCUGCCUCCUGUAUCGGUG